This is a messenger RNA of Trichobilharzia regenti, 2440 nucleotides long. The record is from the annotation of a GenBank genome assembly. Lineage: Eukaryota; Metazoa; Platyhelminthes; Trematoda; Strigeidida; Schistosomatidae.
UUGGUAAAGCUCUAACUAGUAUUUUUUCUAUGACAACUGCAGCACAACAUUUAAAAGCGCGCCUUCUGACAUCAAUAGCUAAAUAUUUCUUGAAUAGAUGAUAUAAAAUUUUUAUCUCAAAACAAUGUAUUGUUUCAUUGUUUCUACGCUACAACAAUAGAGUAACAACUUCUUUCACUGUGUUGAAUGCCAUAGAUUUAAGUGGGUACGCCGUGGCUGCUUCUUUGAUUCCCACCUGUUAGUAUCAGGAUGAAAGUUACUUUCAAGACGUUGAAGCAGCAGACGUUCGUUUUAGAACUUAAGGAAGAUGAUUUAGUUGGUGAUGUUAAAAAAAAAAUCGAAGCAGAAAUGGGUAGUGAGUUCGAUGCAAGCACACAGAAGCUGAUACAUUCAGGGAAAGUUAUGGAAGACACUAAGCGUUUGAAAGAUUACAGAGUCAUGGAUUCAGGUUUUGUUGUGGUUAUGUCUGUCUCAAAAGCGACCAAAGAUACACCUAAAGAACCGACCCUAACCAGUCCUGCCUCUGAUAAUAAACCUGUUGCAGAGAAGAAAAUUACUGUAGUGGAUGUUAAGGAGAACAUUGGCAGUAAAUCGAGUCCUGUCUCCCACAACAGCCCACCUGCAGUUGCCGCCACUCCAUCAGAUCACUGUAACUCUUUGGGCAUUGGUGAAAGUUCACUGGUCACUGGCGAAAAUUUUGAGCGAGUUGUUCAGGAAUUGGUAUCUAUGGGUUAUGAAAGGUCAUCGGUUAUCCGUGCAAUGAGAGCAGGUUUCAACAAUCCAGACAGAGCAUUUGAAUACCUGUUAUCAGGAAACAUUCCGAACGUCGACAUAGUUGAGCAGUCACCGGCUGAAAGAGAAGGAAGUGAAGGCGUAUCUCCAGAAGCACCUGGUGACGUUGAUGUCCCGAGCUCUGAGUCAAUUAACUCGGAUGACCCAAUCACAGUUCUUGCUAGUUUACCUCAAUUUCAACAAAUGAGAGCCCUAGUACAAGCAAAUCCUGAUCUACUACCACAACUCAUUCAACAAAUCGGGAAUGAUAACGCGGAUUUGUUCAGGAUUGACUGUUUUAAUUAGCCUAUGGUGUGUAGUCCUGAGUCUUCCAUAGCAUUUGCGUAGACGCUCUUGUACCAGUUUUUAUGACUUUCGGGUUGCGUCCGUCCCUACCCUUCACACUGCCUAGCUCGGCGUCAUUUAAUAGACUUUAGGUUUAUCGUGUCACAAAUAACUUUAUCUUAGUUUCUGACUUGAUAUCAAAAGCAGAUAUUUAACAGUAUGCUUGUAAGCUAUAUCUGACGUGUCGACUUAUUUACUGUUUUGCUUCUAUCAUCUAACAUUUGGUCUCAAAAAAAAUGAUAAAUGCACACUUCAAAGCUGUUUAUCUACUGUUGAAUUAAUGUGUAUAAAAUUACACAAUAUAUAAAAUAUCACCGUAACAUGUAAAUAUAUUUUUAGCUCAUCCAAGAGAAUGAACAAGCAUUUUUGGAGUUUUUGAAUACUCCAGCCUCCGGUACCCCCGUCCUCCUGGUCAGCGUCAAACUGUGCUUACGAUGACUGCUGACGAACGUGCUGCCGUGGACCGUUUAAAAGCUUUAGGCUUCCCUGAGGAGUUGGUUAUUCAGGCAUAUUAUGCGUGCGAGAAAAAUGAGGAUGCAGCGGCGAAUUUCCUUUUAAGCGAAAACCUGGACGAUGAAAUGGUAUGAAUCAGUAAGCAUGCUUCAAUAUUGCUAUUUUUGUCGAUAGCCGUCGCAGGAGUGUCACGCAUACAUUUGUACCAAAUCUACGUCCAUUUUUCCUUUCCGUACAGCCUUACUCUAAUUACUUCUCUUCAUCAAUUCUUAUGUUUAUCCUUACUAAUUCAUAUUUUCGAAGGUAGUGGUUAUAAAACUAUAUUUAUUGUCGUUUAUAAUGACUUGUCAUUUUAUUGGUGCACACGUACGGCCUAUUGACGUGAAGAUAUUGCUUGUUUUCUAAGAUAUUUAGACUUGUUCGUUCAUGUGGUAUGCAAAACUUUAUUUUGCAACAAUGUAAACCGCUUUCUAUCCUUUUGUUCCACCGUAUUCAAAUGACUGAUUUUGAACUUUUGUUUUUUGGCGUUACUUAUGUGGUUUGUAUUUGGUACGGCAUGAAAUGCAUGUGGUUCUUCAUUUAAAACAGAAGUACCAUUAGUUUUAUGAAUGAAAAAUCUAGUUUUAAAAUUUUCAAGAUCAAAACAUCCGUAUGUCAUUACGAAUAUAUAUUUUUCAUACUCUGGCAUUCUUUUCGUGUUCCUAUGUGAUGGCCGUCUCACAUGUUGGCUGAUGGAAGUCUUCCCAAUACCCUGCCUAGUAUAGUGCAUUUUCUAAAAUAUCGGGUGUUUAUCUAAGUUACUAAAUGAAUCUCGGUCAUUCACGCAGUCUCAUUUGCUUCCUUCUUUCUGUGGCGGUGAGGAAAUCACGAA